GGGUCGGACAUGGUAUACUUAGAGCCCACGAAGCCUAUCAAGUAUAUAAAUCAACAAACGAUGCGCUCCUUCAGAUUAGGGUUCGUAAAUUGGAGGCUUCUUCACUAUCUCGACGCACACAGACGAGUAGCUGCUUCAGAUCUGAAACCCUAGCCAUGUCGCUGGUUGCGAACGAAGAGUUUCAACACAUUCUUCGGGUUCUGAACACCAACGUAGAUGGAAAGCAGAAGAUUAUGUUUGCUCUGACCUCCAUUAAAGGUAUAGGCCGCCGUUUUGCCAACCUCGUUUGCAAGAAAGCCGAUGUCGACAUGAACAAGAGAGCUGGUGAGUUAUCUGCUGCUGAGCUUGAUACUUUGAUGACCAUUGUCGCCAAUCCUCGCCAGUUCAAAAUCCCAGACUGGUUUUUGAACAGAAAGAAGGAUUAUAAGGAUGGAAGGUAUUCCCAAGUUGUGUCCAAUGCAUUGGACAUGAAGCUUAGGGACGAUCUUGAGCGUUUGAAGAAGAUCAGGAACCACCGUGGGCUCCGUCACUACUGGGGUCUUCGUGUUCGUGGACAGCACACUAAGACCACUGGUCGCAGGGGAAAGACUGUUGGUGUCUCCAAGAAGCGAUAGUCUGGUUAUGCACUUCUCUUUUCAUUUGGUUGUUUUGCUUCAAUGUUACGAGUUUUACUAGUUUAGCAGGAAUAUUUUUGGAUAUCCAGUAAUUUUGACUAAAGAUAUUUCCUUUGUUCUCUCAUAAAAACUUAAAUGAAUUUUCUAUUUAUUUUAGUGUUAUUUAGUUUUACUUGAUUGGAACGAAGUAUGUAGAGAACAAGCAAAAGCAUUUGCUCGUUAUCUUUUUGAAUGGUAUUUGAGAAAUCUGAGAAUGGUCAGUGGUUUUCUUCAA
Humulus lupulus (European hop) is the source of this 888-nucleotide messenger RNA. RefSeq names its product small ribosomal subunit protein uS13z/uS13y/uS13x. Gene Ontology annotation, cellular component: ribosome; small ribosomal subunit; cytosol. The coding region runs from base 156 to 614 and encodes 152 amino acids. The transcript is spliced from 4 exons. Gene Ontology annotation, biological process: translation. The record is from RefSeq and is a predicted model, not a curated record. Gene Ontology annotation, molecular function: RNA binding; structural constituent of ribosome. NCBI's taxonomy places the organism in Eukaryota, Viridiplantae, Streptophyta, Magnoliopsida, Rosales, Cannabaceae.